Entelurus aequoreus (snake pipefish) is the source of this 2358-nucleotide messenger RNA. RefSeq names its product TBC1 domain family, member 15 (gene tbc1d15). The transcript has 17 exons. The record is from RefSeq and is a predicted model, not a curated record. Gene Ontology annotation, biological process: activation of GTPase activity. Lineage: Eukaryota; Metazoa; Chordata; Actinopteri; Syngnathiformes; Syngnathidae. Gene Ontology annotation, molecular function: GTPase activator activity. The coding region runs from base 113 to 2116 and encodes 667 amino acids.
AAAAGACUGCGCAUGCGUUGCCAGGCUUAAAGCCCGGAAGCUGACACGUAAAGCGUUGUUUUGGCGUUUGACAGCCACGUGACCCUGUCGUCAUCGCUGGAGAGCUGGCAACAUGGCGGCGAAUUUUGCUCCAAAGGUUGUCUUUGAGCACGAAGGAGUUUUUAUCCAUCCAAGUGGUGACGACGUCAGCGUGGAGCAAGAUCUUCUUGUGUGUGGCACACUUCAACUUGUCGAGAAGGAUGGUGAUAUCAUGAUGGAGUUCACACCUCUGGAAGAUUCCGUGGACCCUUCACAUAUCUUGUGUGCUGCUAAGGACUCCAGUUCAGUCAUGGAGUGGGUCCAGUGUGGGAGUCAGCAACCAGUAGAGCGAGGACAGCAACUUUUGGAGAGCCAGCAGAGCUACGAGACCGAGUGGGACCUGGUCAACUCUGCAUCCUUCAAGAAGAAGUCGUGCACCAAUGGAGAGGGCUCUGUGUCGGGCAGACAUGAGCGAAGCAGGUGGUUCUUUUCGGUCAGCCUCAGUCAGCUGCGUGCUGUCAAGAUCGAGGAGGAUCCCGCUGGGCCGACUCUGCUCUUCACACUGAGGGAGUCUUCCUCGCUGCCGCCUCUGCACUUCUACCAGGGCGGCAGCAGAGAGUUCCUGGACAGCCUAAGGAGAGUUGCCACACUCCGCAAGUCUCCAGAGGAGGAGUCACAUCUGCUAAUCAGCACUCCAAACAAGGUUCUGUCCCAGUCCUUCGAAAACCUCCUGGAUGACAACAAUUACGGCCUGGUCCACAAGUUCCGCAAGGACCCUUACGUGACCACGCUGGACCGCUUCUCAAAGGUCACCAACUACAUUUUUGACGCUUUUCGAGGGACUGAGGAGCAGCACCAGCGGCCCCCAGAGGAAGUGGCCCACCUCCUUGGGGAGGUUAUCCCGGGACUGGAGAUCAACCAGCAGGAGGAGCCGGGUUUUGAGGUCAUCACCAGGGUGGACUUGGGGACGAGGCCGCAGGUAACGAGGAGUGAGCCGCUGUCUCCUGACUCUUGGAGUCAACAUCAGGACCAGGAGGGUCGCAUGAUCCACAUCAGCAGGCUAAAAGAGUCCAUAUUUAGGGGGGGCCUGUGUCACGUCGUCAGGAAAGAAGCUUGGAAGUUCCUCUUGGGAUACUUUCCAUGGAACAGCACGCUGGAGCAGAGGAAAAGUCUACAGAGAAGCAAAACAGAUGAAUAUUUCCGUAUGAAGCUACAGUGGAAGUCUGUCAGCGAGGAACAGGAGAGAAGGAAUUCGCGGCUUCGAGACUACAGGAGUCUGAUCGAGAAAGAUGUCAACCGAACAGACAGAACCAAUAGAUUCUUCGAGGGCAUGGAUAACCCCGGCCUGGUUCUCCUACAUGACAUCCUCAUGACAUACUGCAUGUACGACUUCGAUUUGGGUUACGUGCAGGGCAUGAGCGACCUGCUGUCCCCAAUCGUCUUCGUCAUGGAGAACGAGGUGGACGCCUUCUGGUGUUUUGUCUCCUUCAUGGACCACAUGCACCAGAACUUUGAGGAGCAGAUGCAGGGAAUGAAGUCUCAGCUGAUCCAGCUUAGUACUCUACUCCGACUACUGGACCCGUCCUUUUGGAGCUAUCUCGAGUCUCAGGAUUCUGGUUAUCUUUACUUCUGCUUCCGCUGGCUGUUGAUCCGCUUCAAGAGAGAGUUCAGCUUCCAGGACAUUCUCAGACUCUGGGAGGUGAUGUGGACUGGAUUACCUUGUCAGAACUUCCAUCUUCUGCUCUGCUGUGCCAUACUGGACGCAGAGAAGGCAAAAAUCAUGGAGGAGAACUAUGGCUUCAGCGAGAUCCUCAAACACAUCAACGAACUCUCAAUGAAGCUGGACGUUGAAGAAAUCCUUCACAAGGCAGAAAGUAUCUGGCUACAAAUCAACAAGUGUCAGGACCUGCCUCACUCCGUGGUCACCAUCUUGUCCUCGGAAAUGGAAACCCGCGGCGUCACUGACUCGACCGUCUCGGGGUCGGCGGGGGUGACCACCCUCUUCGGAACACCGCAUCGAGACGACCAUGCCUGCGGCACCAAUGGACAUUUGAGACCGAUGGACUCUCAGCGUUGCAAAGUUGCCUUCAUGUCGUAGCGAGCGUAUCCUUUAAGAAUAUUCUUAUUUUUGUACCACGUGAACUUUUGUCCUCUGCGUGGCGCUGGACAGGAAAUAGGCGGACAGCGGCAACGCCGCACACACACAGGUGUUGACAACCUGGAUACGUUGCUUGUGAUGUCAGGAAAUAAAUCUUUUUUUAGCACGCGGGUCGUCUUGACCAAAACGUACCAGAUGUAAACAUCUAACCUCAACCACAUUAAAAAUUUUGUUCUACAGUC